UGAGGCCAGGUGAGGAGCAUUUCCUCCAAUCAGACUCGCAAGCGGCAGCAGAGUGUCAGAGCACGGUGACUCAUUUCUAUGACAAGUAAAACUAAUGGACUGACAACACUACUACAACUUUCCUUUUAUGGGCUUUUCUUGGCAAUCUUAAAAAACCUAGGAGGAAACUGACCAUCAUGUUUGAAAGCUCUGCUCCCUACUUGAGACUCUUGUUUGUCUUUGCGGCUGUGGUCUGUGCAGCUGUUGCACCAUUCAUCGUGCGCUCACAUGCUGCAAGAGCCAGUCGCACAACAACCCAUGUGGACAAUGGAGUGUCACACAGUGUCCUGAGACAAGUGUACAACCCAUACAGUCAACGUCUAUUUACUGCUCUGCCAUUAUCCGAAACUGGACUCCAAACUGGAACUCACGGUGAAACUGAUACAAGCAGGGAUUAUAAAAAAGCCUCGUCAAUCAUUUACCGUCAAUCAAACCCUCCACGGUUUACAGCAGGCAGCUUUAGUAACAAUCAAAACUCCCCAGGUCACAGAAACCCCCGAGAGGAAACAACUGGAGCGCAGGGCGAAGUGAGGUCAGCAAACAGCAUUUUCACCGGGCAAAGCUUUGAGAGAUGGCAAUCUGCAGUAAAACACCACCCAUUCCCUCGAGGAGCGGAGCGGGGUGGAAAUUCCCAUUAUUCACCCUCAGUGAUUGUUCGGAAAUCGUCUCGCGAUGAAUCUGCCGGUCCCUUUCAUCGGAUCUCUCGUCCUUCUCAAGUCUGGGACCUUAGCGAUCCUCAGAAAUCCUCCAACAAAGAAGGACUUCCUGGAAAUGUCCCUCCGAAGGUGGCUGAAGACCAAACAGUCUGGCAACCCUCUCGCUCGUCUCUUUUUUCAUCCCAGGCUGGUCGUUAUUGGAGUUCUUCACCGCCGACUCCAAGAUGGCAUUAUGGCGCCUAUGAAGAAACGAAUGAGCCGGCCGCGGUCGGGCCGCCGAGCACAUCUCGCAGGGUUCAAUCAAGCAAAUUUUUCGGCUUAGCGAGUCAAACUGUCCCUCCUGCGCCACCAAUCAGCAACAGCUUAGACACCACUGUUAAUGAAGGCAGUCCAAGCCCGGCGCCAUCCAUCACAGAUUUCUCCCAGGGGAUUCACUCUGUGAGCAGCAUCAAGACACCCAGACACAGAAAUGUCCAGUCUUAUCUGUUCAGGGACUCCCAGACCUCUUCCGAUGGACGCGAAAUGGUGAGCACAGCCACCGGUGAUGGACGCAGGGCUUUUCCCACAACACCGCACAAGCAAACCCCCUCUGAUGUUCAAGUUUUCAGCAGGUUUCCUCCCAGUUUUAAACAAUCACAGACAGAAGAGCCAACCAAGGAAGUGCAGCACCUCUCUAAUAAUGCCAAUCCACUGUAUAAUAAUGCCUAUAUGGCCCAGUAUGGGGUUCAGAUGGAUAGUUUUACCAUAAACCAACACACUACCCCAGAAACUCUUGCUCAUAUGUCAGUACAUCCUGCUCCAGGGUCAGACAACACCGUGCAAAGUUUCCGCCCCAGACCUCAUGCAGAUUUCCAGGGCGGCCUGGUUAAUGUGACCACAGGAGGAUCGAUGACUGCACACAAACCCGGGCAAACCGCUAAAAGCAUCUUUGGCUUCAGAGGAUUCAAAAAUGCUCCGCUGAGAGCUGCAUCUAUCCCCUCCUCCGAUGGCCCUACUGAAAGGACCCACUCUCGACGGCACAGCUUCGACAAAGGGAAGUUUAAAAUCGCAAACAUGCAUCCGUCUCAUUCAGGAAAGUAUAGUUUUGGCCAGAGAAAGGUGUCUACCACACCGGCAAAACUUGAGAGGACGCCCACAGAUGAUUCCUCGCCUCCUCCUGGCACUUUAGAUCUCGUCCAAACCACUCCAAGGCCGUUCCCGUCGAGAUUUAAGGAAGCCCAGCCUCUGAUGCCUGCUAGUGAUGUGGGUCUGGACGGCAUUCCAGAUCGCAGGCGGUACAGAAUCCACAGAAGGAUUUACGGCCUCAAAGGAUUUGGCACUCGACCACUCGAGGGAGCCAAAACUUCAGUUAGUGAACCAGAGAAGUCUACUGGAGGCCAGCGGGGUUUUGAAGGAUUUAGGCACAGAGAAUCGCAGAUCUGGCAACACAGGUGGCACAAUAACACAGAGCCAGGUAGCAGCCAUUUAUCCAAAACGACUCCAACUGAGCAAAACAGUGAAGACCUGAAAUCACUGCUAAAGAAGCCGGGAGGCGCUGAAGCAGACACCAGAUUUACGCCGGACAAGUACAGAAAUACCCGCAAAAUCUAUACCCAUCUGGGAUUUCACCCUGUCCAAAAGAGAACUGGAAGUGCUACAACUCAAACACAGUGGAGGCACAGAGAGCAAAAUCCAGCAACAGCAUCUGCAAGUCACAGGAUCUCCUCAGCUUAUCCCAGAUCAGCAGGAGGCCCAAAAUCCGAGCCAAGACCACCCGACAAAACCAAACCUUUCGCAAUGAAGCCGAGCCCGCUCGACGGCUCCAGCAGCAGCAGCAGCACAGUGAGGGGCAAACGUGUAAAAGCGAAACACACUUCUGUCAGAAAGCUCAAUGAGUCUACCUCCCUGACUUACGGCGCUGGAAAUGCACCCAUAGUCAGGCUGCUCAAGCGGCCCGCCAGAGUCAAAGCCGUCAUGUACACUGAUAUUCUGGGAAGCGCUUCAUUCAGUGGCGUCGGUGUUACACAGACACAAAUCACACCGGCCGAUAAGGAUGAUUUUCCAAACACUGCGGCGAGGACGAAGGAAAAACAAGCCGCGGGCGGUCGGACCUUGAACUCUGAGGCUGCUGUGCUUAGCAGAGACAAUACAAGCAGAGGUCCUGAAGAUGAGGUCGAUUUAAGUAGCGUCGAGAUGAACAAGUCGGCUGUUAGAGAUGUAGGAGAUGACGGCGAUAUGAAAACAUCUGAUUUAUUCCUGGACAGUGAAGGCAGUGGGAGUGGGGGACUAUUUAUGUAUGAUGCUUUUUCAGCUGAUCCCACUAAGAUUCAGGGAGUUGGUGAGGAUUUGUUAGAACUAGAUUAUCUACGAACGUCGACGGCGAACAUCACCUUCAAGUCGAUGAAACUGUCCCCCGCUGAGAAAUGAGAGAAACCUGUUGAAUUACUAUGUGGCAAUAAAAGUUGGAAAAACUUGG
Molecule: messenger RNA, 3150 nt
Organism: Acanthopagrus latus (yellowfin seabream)
Lineage: Eukaryota; Metazoa; Chordata; Actinopteri; Spariformes; Sparidae
Exons: 3
Coding region: 177-3101 (974 amino acids)
Source: RefSeq, a predicted model, not a curated record